Fomitiporia mediterranea MF3/22 is the source of this 1499-nucleotide messenger RNA. RefSeq lists its product as uncharacterized. The record is from RefSeq and is a predicted model, not a curated record. The coding region runs from base 52 to 1173 and encodes 373 amino acids. The transcript has 2 exons. NCBI's taxonomy places the organism in Eukaryota, Fungi, Basidiomycota, Agaricomycetes, Hymenochaetales, Hymenochaetaceae.
CCUCGCCCUCACAGCCUCGUCCCUCUCUCUUUCCCUCAGCCCUCUUCACUCAUGAGGGUAUCUGGGCAUAUCUUGGUCUGCGCACUCGUUGCGCUUGCAACGCACUUGACGUUGGCCAAAUCAGUUGAUUCUCGUCGUGAUGGUCUGUCUGUCAACGAAGAACCGACGACGUCGCAACUACGGGAAGAUGUCAAACCUGAUGCGCUUGAUGAAUCGAGUCGAGAAGACGGUCGAGUAGACUCUACUGGACUGGCUGGCGUCUACACUCUGCGAUCUGAUCAACUAGAAAUUGAUGCACUGGUGCAGGACACUGUGGAACUCAGGAGCGCAGAGAACGACGAACGCGACUCGUCCGAUGGUGAUUCCAAUGAAUCCGACGAGCAAGAUUUCGCAUCGCCCCCAAGUCCGAUUAACGAGGGUCGACGACGUGCUGGCAUUCUAGGCAUCCUCGCAGUAAUCGCUUUGACAAGUGCGCUGGGCUACAGCGCAUAUACGCGCCGAGAGCGGCUCCGCGAAAUACUCUCUACAAUCACGCAACACCUCCCAGAAAUGCGGCUCAAUACUUUUAACUUCAAACGCAUCUCCCUUCCAACUCUCACCCUCCCAACUCUCUCCGCUCCGCAGCGAGCUCGUCGCAGACGCUUACGUCGGGCAAAGGGCGGCUUCCGGCCUCACGUUUCGCGAUUACGUGCUUGGGCAGAUGCCGAACGUGGACUUUUGAAUGAUUAUGACUAUGAAUAUGACGGAGACUAUGAACGUGAUCGAGGACAGGGAUUGUCGUGGUCGUCUUCUGGAUCAAGCGAGGACUCUCAUACGCAAGAGACGGAGGCCAUUGAUUUAGGUGCUGACGAAGAUUUCAUGAUUGGAGCACCGAGGCGAUCUUCGUCUGCCUCUGCUUCCACGUCUGCUUCUCUCAACGGAUCUAGAACUACCGCUCCCGGUAAGGGGAUGGGAAGAGUCUGGGGAAGAUGGAAAUCCGUGAGUGGGAAGGGUUCAAGUAAGAAGGCGCGACGCGGUGAUUCCGUCUCCGGCAGUGGGACAGUAUUGUUCUCUGUUGCGGAUGAUGCAGAUGACUUGCAGCUCGAGACGGAUGAGGCUAUGCCACUUGCACCAAGUCCGCACCGAUACCCUUCAGGAUGGGGAAGUGUUAAAGGAUACGGAAGCGCAGGGUAAGGAGUCUGCCGUUUCUUUUGUCGUGUCUUUUGUAUAUCUGUCGAUCUAUGCCUAUCUCUAAAAUUCUCUUUUUUCCUUCUCACUCUUCGUUCGAGCUGGAUAGAUGAGCUUGCCCGUAUAUUCUUCGCUCUCCGUAGGUUUAGCUGGCUGUCUUAACGCGUCAACUUUUGCUCUGGCCUGUUCCUUUUGCUGACGCUGUGUUACUAAACUUCCUUCGUUUCUAAUGGACUUCCCGCCUCACUAUUCGAUCCGAUGUAAUAUAAUAUAUCUAGAACUGUGUAUAUGUUGGUGAAUGUAUGUAUAUGCGCGCUGAAGUGCACUUCCCG